CAUUUCCGGGCUUCCUGUUUCGUCAUCGCCAAAGGAGUUUUUACUCCCGAAAGCUUGAAGGGCCGAUCGCAGUAUGGAUGGCCGCUGAGACGCUAUAUAAUGUAAGACGGGGAGCAGGAGACAAGUGAGGGGGUCGGGCGGAGAAGAGGGGGCAUAUAGAUAGGACGAGGCAGGUCGGUACGGCCACUAAUCCCGACUCCGUGUCUGUUUACUAGUUCAGGGAAAAUCAUCUACUAUGUUUCAGAGCCUAGCCGAGCUUUGAAACACAUUUCGGUUAAAGUUAUUAAACAGACCCUUUCCGUAUUUUAAUGAAAGUAAAGUACACCAUAGACACAGCAACUUCGUCCCCGGUAAGGCUGAAAAGGCGGCGUUCGCGGAGCACCAUGCCGGACUAUGCCAAGAUGAAGAAACCCGACGUUAAGCUGGUGAUCCUUGGUGACAUGAAUGUUGGAAAGACGUCUUUGCUGCACAGGUACAUGGAAAGGAAGUUUAAGGAGACCAUCAGUACGGUUGGAGGGGCGUUUUUCCUGAAGCAGUGGGGACGCUACAACAUCUCCAUCUGGGAUACUGCAGGUCGGGAACAAUUCCACGGGUUGGGAUCCAUGUAUUGUCGCGGUGCGUCUGCCAUUCUCCUCACCUACGACGUCACCAGCUGGCAGAGCCUGGCCGAGCUGGAGGACCGCUUCCUGUCCCUGACCGACACCGCCAGCCACGACUGCAUCUUCGCCAUCGUAGGCAACAAGGCGGACCUCACUGACGCCAUGGCCGUCGAGCAGGAGGGGGGGCAGGAGGAGGGCUGCCCGGCCAGCAUGUGUCCCACACCUCCAGCCUCCCCCAGUGCGCACAAGCAGGUGCACCGCGAGGAUGCCAUGGCUCUUUACCGCCGCAUCCUCAGGUACAAGAUGCUGGACGAACGCACUAGCUUACCGGCCGAGAGCAUGUGCUUUGAGACCAGCGCCAAAACAGGCUACAAUGUGGACCAGCUGUUCGAGACUCUGUUCGACCUGGUGCUGCCUUCCAUAAUGAAGAAGAGGGACGAUGAGAAGACCUCCACCGUCAACCUGGAACAGUCGGCAGAUGUGGCCAAAGCCAAAAGCCAUUGCUGCUCCUGACCUCUCCCCCAGUGCUAAGCGACACGCCUCUUAGUGCCCAGGGAAGCCGUCAGUGGUGCCCCUAAUUGAUUCCCUAUCGCUUGUGCUUUAACCGUGAUUUACCUUUUUCCCUUCUCACGCAUGCAGUGCACAACCUACAGCCUUCGCAUCAACAGCAGAGGGGACAAAGUACAUAAAAGCUGAUGGCGUCUCACUGUUCGGAUUUUCUUUCCUGAAGACGCACGUGCGGUGAUCAUUUUGCGGGUUCUCUGCUCACGGUUCCAUGAGCGAGUCAUGCAUGACGGAGGUGGCUUUUUUUCCCCUCCUCCGUUCCAUUAAAUCACUGAACGUAUGAACUUUCACCAUGGUGUCUAACCAAAAUCACAAGCAGUUCUGUUUUUAGGAAUUUUAUUACUGAGAAUCCCAACUGCGACAUCAACAGGCUUGUGUUUUAUUUUGUUUUUUUAUUGGAUGCGUUUAAUUUGUACCUAAUCGCCCUAUAAAUGUGACUAUUUAAGAUGUAAAUUUUAAAACUUUCAUUGUAAAUUAAAGAGCUGUAAUCUGG
Brienomyrus brachyistius is the source of this 1656-nucleotide messenger RNA. RefSeq names its product RAB20, member RAS oncogene family (gene rab20). Lineage: Eukaryota; Metazoa; Chordata; Actinopteri; Osteoglossiformes; Mormyridae. Gene Ontology annotation, molecular function: GTPase activity; GTP binding. The transcript has 2 exons. Gene Ontology annotation, biological process: intracellular protein transport. Gene Ontology annotation, cellular component: endomembrane system. The coding region runs from base 309 to 1112 and encodes 267 amino acids. The record is from RefSeq and is a predicted model, not a curated record.